AUGUCUACUCUGCCUGGUCGUGAUCAUACAUCCAGUUCUACUCCCUCCUUAGAUGGCGAAGGAGGUCCAGAUUCAGCGUCUCAAGACGGAACGCCAACGAAAAGGACGGGUCCUAACUACGUAUAUUACCGUCUAUACACCAAACUCGGUCCAUUCGAAUCAAUUCGCCCCCUCUACGAUAACGACCGUUUCAUUGGUCGCAUUCCAACGAAGUCUUUUGCCCCUCCUCAUACCGUGGCAUCUAUCAAGUGGUCCAUAUGCAAACUUGAGGGCCUACGGUCGGAGGCCGACAAGGCGCUCCUCUUCACACAGCUCUCAAACCCAGAACCCAAUGAAGACUCUGCCCGCCUCUCCUUGUUCGCUCCUUCUGGGCCAGGCCUGUUCGAACAAGAUCCGAUUGUUCUUGUCGACGACUCCUACCCAAACCGUGCACUCAUGAGCUUUGCAGUUUACUAUCGUGUUUACUCAUCGAAAGGAGGAGAUCAAAAGGCAAAGACGUCCUUCGACCAAACUGAUAUUUCGUUAGGACGCCUUAACGCCCUCUUCAUCGCGCCCCCUCACACCGCUGGGUCUUUGAAAGCACGCAUCGCAAAAGUUGAACGCCUUGUCACGCCGGGUCAUGCACUCUACCAGGAUAUGGAACUCUUCCAAGACAUGACUAGUGACACUGCCAUGAGUGACACCAAUGUCAUAUCCUUUCAAGGUGACACUUAUCCGGGUAGCGAUGAAGGCGAUCCCGUAGCCCUUGUCAAUGCAACCGCCAAUAUAGCAGCAGACCAAAAGACUAAACUUACACCAGGUAAAGUUCUCAGUGAAUAUCCACUAGUCACUGCAGCAACAAACCGUGCCCUUUCAGAUGGACCAGAUUCAAAAUUCACGAAACGCGGUCGGUUACUUCUUAGCCUCAACUACAGUGAUUCCGCCUGGCUAUCAAUCAUCAAAGAUGAGAUCGUUUACACGGAUGGAGUUAUCGUCUCCAAAAUUUACUCCCUCACCAACUGUAUUUCUUUCCUUUUCUGCUUCAUCACCAGGCCUUGGUCAGGAUACAUGGUGAUUAAUUCCAAGGGUGAAAAAGGCUUUGUGCGAAUGGUGAACACCAGGGAGAGUGUAUGCUUUUGGAAUGGGAUAUGUCAGGAUUUCGGCUCAGAAGGGGUCAAUGUACCGGUCCCGUAG
Molecule: messenger RNA, 1173 nt
Organism: Laccaria bicolor S238N-H82
Lineage: Eukaryota; Fungi; Basidiomycota; Agaricomycetes; Agaricales; Hydnangiaceae
Exons: 7
Coding region: 1-1173 (390 amino acids)
Source: RefSeq, a predicted model, not a curated record